Molecule: messenger RNA, 999 nt
Organism: Rasamsonia emersonii CBS 393.64
Lineage: Eukaryota; Fungi; Ascomycota; Eurotiomycetes; Eurotiales; Trichocomaceae
Exons: 7
Coding region: 1-999 (332 amino acids)
Source: RefSeq, a predicted model, not a curated record
AUGCACACGAAAAUACUAGGAAUUUUUAUUAAUAUUACUCUUAAUUUGUUAAGAGUUAAAAUAUGGAUAGAAGCCGAAUACGACUACAGAAACUUUGGUGGCGGGGUGAAAGAGAAACGCAAACGAGAAGAAACAACUCUUGGUGAGAACGAAAACCAUCAUCACCUGACAAAAAGAAGCGAUUCGGAAGAGACCACAAAACGGCAGAAGUUAGCAGGACCAGCAUCGCUUCCAGUUGAAGCCAAAGAUCAUGAAGACAAGAGUUGUACCCCAGUGGAUGACAGUAACAGCAGUAGUGACGAUGAAAUUGGGCCCCGGCUGCCACCUCGAGAUAAUUCCCAGCCUGCUAGUGGAAUAGAUGAUCAUACACAUCGUGACAAGAGCACAGACCAAAAUGAAUGCAAGCCCCCGAGCAGCGAAGUGUCUCAACGAGAUGAAUGGAUGAUACUUCCACCAGAUAAACAAUCCUGGAUGUCAAAUAUUGAUCCAACAGCCCUUCGUGGUCGCAAAUUCAACACGGCUAGAUCUGCUCAGACUUCUGCCAGAGGCGGGCGUGGUCCAAGUACAGCAUGGACAGAGAACCCUGCACAGAAGAAAAUCCGGCUUGAGAAUGAGGUUCUGGGAAUCCAAGAUCCAUCGAGAAGUGACCAGCAGGGACAUGCAAGUGGUCCAUCAAAAGUAGAUGAUGCUACAGCUGAGAGAAUAAGGUCGUUCAAUGAGAAAAGAAGGAAAUCAUCGCUUUAUGAAAAUCAUAAACACAAUUUGCAAGAAUUGAAUGAUGAUCCGAGCUCUCGGCCUUUUGACAAAGAAAAGGAUAUUCAAGGUCCUUCCAGCAUAACAUCUGCAAACCGUCGGGAAAUGUUGAGGCGAGCUGCAGACUACAGUUCUCGCUUUUCAGGGGGGAAAUUCCUAGUACUAUCUGUGCACAGCCAGGUGUCUCAGAUAAGGACCGCGCAGCUCGGUGGUCUGCACAGCUCGGUGGUGGAUUAUGUUAAGUAA